This is a messenger RNA of Aquila chrysaetos chrysaetos, 1536 nucleotides long. It is a transcript of the gene C3H20orf204, whose product is annotated as chromosome 3 C20orf204 homolog. The coding region runs from base 1 to 612 and encodes 203 amino acids. Lineage: Eukaryota; Metazoa; Chordata; Aves; Accipitriformes; Accipitridae. The record is from RefSeq and is a predicted model, not a curated record. The transcript has 5 exons.
AUGGGGCUUGGACCUGGCUGGUCCCGAGGGGUAGAACGGAGCCUCCGUCCCUGCCUGGGGCUACGGCAAGUGCUGGGGGUCCGGGUGGUGGCAGGGUCCCUUUGGAUUCUCCCCCGGGCACUCUCCUGCGCUGUUCUGCUCCUUCUGCUCGUCGCCGUGCUGAGCAGAGGCAAGAGGUGCAGCAUCGCCAAAAUCCUCCGGCAGUACCGUGCUGUCAUCUUCCACGAGAUCCAGAACCUGAAAAACCUGAGCAGGUCGGCGGAGAGGAGCCCAAGGGCUGGGCCGGCUUGUCGUUCGGAUAAGGACCAGAAGAUCCUGCUCUCCAUCUACAACAUCAGCAUGUCCCUGCGGGAGGUGGCGGCCGGCACCCUGCGCGGCCCCGAGGAGCUGGUGGUGUGGAAGGUGGCCAGAAACACUGACUUCGUGCUCAGGGAGAACUGCAGGAAAAUCAGCAAGAACCUGCCGCGCAUCCCGGCACAGCCCCGGCGCAGGGGACCCGGCCGCAGGAGAAAGCAGCUGCGGGAGAUUGGGAGGAAGGCAGAGAGGCUGGUGACCUGCUGGGAGAAGCUCUACGCCCUGCACGCAUCCCACCGUGCCCCCCGGGACUCGUAGGGACACCUUCGCCACGGUGCCGGAGGGACGCGCUGCUCCGGCACCGUGGCUGCCGGCUUCUUGUUUGGAAAUCUGGGGCAAAUUCAAUCCUGAAGGCUGCGGAGUUGCUACCGGCGGGUGCCAAAGCUGAAUUUGUCCUCCUGUCUCAAGCGGUAGCCAGGGACCGGCCCCAUCGCGCGUGGUGGGGGCUGGCAGGUUGGUUUGCUGUGGGACGGCUGCGGCAGGAAGCUGGAACAUCAGAAACGUGGGGGAGAAGAAGGGGAAGUGCCAAAAAAAGGAGGUGAGGCGUUGGAUUUCUGUGAUGCUCCUGGCCCUGCAUCACCUGCUGCUUUCUUGGGGACAACGGUUGCUUUUCGGGGCAAAAAGAGGACGCGUGGGGCCAUGGCUUGGAGGGCUCUGCUGGAAGCGGGACCACUGCGCAUCUGCAAGGCUCUGAGGGUGGCCGGGCUGCGGAGCGGGACAAGUGUCCCUGUUACACUGCUGGGACAUGCAAAGUGGCUGGGCACUCACAGCAGACGGGGAAGCCAGGGUGCAUCACUGGGCACCCAGGGAAGCCUGGGGAGCACCGGUGCUCGCGGAUAAACAGCAAAACCCCAGGCAGCUGAGGGGGCUCGAGGCCAAGGCACGGUCUCUGGGAUGGAGGCACCUCGGAGGGACCCGGCUUCUUGGCACUGUGGGUGCCCCGGCACCCCCCGGUGAGCCGAGCCCAGAGGGAUGCGGGCUUCGGUGAGAUGAGGAGCAUCCUCCCUCAUCACCGUGCUCUGCCAGUGCCCUGGCCGGGGUCCCCGCUCCCCCGUUGGGUGGCAAAAAGUCUCUGGGAAGCCAGAAAUAAAACCUCUCCUUCCCUGGAAGCCCUUUGGGUGCUUUAUCUGGUGACCCAGGGGCUCUUGCGCUGUGCACGGGGCUGGCGUGGUGCAGGGGCCG